AUGAGGCGUUCUUUGCUCUGGCUAGGCCUGCUGUUGCAGGCAGCCACUGUAUUCUGUGUCGACGAGCAAAAGGUCUUGAACGAUUACGAAAAGAGUCACGACAGCGACGAAGGGAAGCAUGCGAAAAUACAAACGGAUGUUAUCCCGGAACACCACACCCCACCUCCGAGGCAGCCCGGAGCGGACUUGGUCGAACUCGCCAUCGAACAACUGAUUAAGCUUCCACCCCGAACCUACCCGAGACGUGAACGCCGCUAUACUGUUGUCUAUACCGUGCUCCGAUAUGCCCUCAAAGUCGUGCCCAGCCUGAAGGCUACGCCUGUUCCUGGUAGCCACCAGACACAGGAGACCAAGGUUACAGGUCCGCUGUUGGAGGCUGUGAAGCUGCUAGAACAGUCUGCUUUGCAAAAUAACACGGACGCGCUGUACCUUCUCGCGGAGAUGAACUUCUAUGGCAACUACACCUACCCGAGAGACCUCAAGGUCGCUUUCGAUCAUUACCAUACCCUCGCGACGGUCCACGGAAACCGCACGGCACAGUACAUGAUUGGCCUUUACUAUGCAACUGGCAUUGGCCAUGUUGUUGCUCCCGACCAGGCAAAGGCGCUACUCUACUACACUUUCGCAGCGAUGCAAGGCGACACGCGCGCGGAAAUGGCCGUUGGCUACCGUCAUCACAGCGGCAUUGCGACGCCGAAGAAUUGCGAAGCUGCGAGCAAGUACUACAAGAGAGUUGCGGACAAGGCAAUGGACUGGUAUCGUUCGGGCCCACCCGGUGGAAUGGCUUGGGUGGUCGAGUCGUACCGUAUCGCUGAUGAGCUUGGCGGAGUCUACGGUGAGGGUGCUAGCGCGUCGAGUGCCGGUAUGAACGCUAUCAAAGUAAGCCCCAACUCCGACGCAAACGCCGCCAUUGACGAUGUGAUUGAGUACCUCGAUCUCAUGUCGCAAAAGGGCGACGCAAAGGCAUCUUAUAACCUGGGAAGAAUCUACUACGAGGGGCAGAGGGGUCUCGACCGGGACCUGGACCUUGCUCGCAAGUACUUCUUCACUGUGGCGAAACGGUACUGGCGUAAGGACGGCCGUAUCAUCGAAAACCAUAAGCAGGGUAUUGAGAAGACGGCGAGCAAGGCGGCUGGCUUCAUUGGCCGCAUGUACCUGCGUGGUGAUGGUGUCGACCAGAGCUUUGAUCAAGCAAAAAGAUGGUUCGAGCGCGGCAUCUCUCACGGGGAUGCCCAAUCCCAGCAUGGCCUCGGUCUCAUGAUGCUUUACGGGUACGGGACGCCAAAGAAUGUUGCCAUGGCCACCGAUCUCUUUAAGGCAGCGGCGGAACAGGACUACGCUCCAUCUCAGAUCGAAUUGGGCGUGCUCUACCUGGACCAGGGUGGGGCAGAGGACGUCCGUAUUGCAAAUAACUACUUCGAGCUUGCCGCCAGAUACGGCCAGAUUGAGGCUCACUACUAUCUCGCAGAGAUGGUAUACAACGGCGUAGGCCGCGACAAGACGUGCGCGAUGGCUUUGGGCUACUACAAAAACGUUGCCGAAAAGGCCGAGCCGCUUGUUUCCUCGUGGGCCGAGGCGAACCAAGCCUACUACUACGGCGAUGAGGAGCUCGCUUUCUUGGAAUACGUCAUGGCAGCAGAGCAAGGCUAUGAGCGCGCGCAAAACAACGUCGCUUUUAUUCUUGACCCUGUCCAGUCGCGACUUCCACUGCCCGACUGGCUGCCGCUUCCUGAGUGGUUCGGUCUUCAGCAACACACCCGCCCUAACCUACUCAACAACCCUAGACUCGCCCUCAUGUACUGGACGAGGUCAUCUAGGCAGUCAAACGUGGACUCUCAGGUCAAGAUGGGCGACUACUACUUCCACGGAAUUGGUUCCGAGCCGGACGUAAACAAGGCCGUUCAGUGUUAUACGGGCGCCUCGGAUUACUCGCAGAGUGCCCAGGCCCUCUGGAACCUCGGUUGGAUGCACGAAAAUGGCAUUGGUCUGACCCAAGACUUCCACUUGGCCAAGAGAUACUACGACCAAGCACUCGAGGUCAAUGAAGAGGCUUACCUCCCCGUCACCUUGAGCUUACUGAAGCUGCGCCUCCGAAGCGCAUGGAACACGUUCACUCACGGCCCGAUUCACUCCAUUCAAGACGAUCCUAGCACAUUAGAACCAAAGAAGGACUGGUCGCUCAGCGAGUGGAUUGCCAACUUCCUGCAAGACGACCAAUUGUUCUAUGACGACCCGUACUACGAAGACAUAUUCGAUGACACCAUCGGCGGGACGGGCCCAGACGGCGUGCCACUGGAGGACGACGGCAUCGCCGAGAGCCUCAUCAUCGUCUUCCUUGCUCUGUCCCUGGUGCUCCUUCUCUACUACAGGCAGCAGAGGCAGCAGCAGCAUCGACGGGAGGAGGAGGCGCAGAGACUUCAACAGCAGGGGCAGCAGGGUCAACCUGCCGCGGCUCAACAGCAAGACCAGGGUCUUUUCCCUCCACCUGGCAACCCGGAUUGGAACAACUGGGUCGCUGGCGGUAUUGGACAUUGA
Messenger RNA from Colletotrichum fioriniae, 2535 nucleotides. Lineage: Eukaryota; Fungi; Ascomycota; Sordariomycetes; Glomerellales; Glomerellaceae. The record is from RefSeq and is a predicted model, not a curated record.